GUUGACAAUAUUCUGAGCUGGUUACGGGAGGAGAACAGUAUCCUCUCUAUUGUAGAUAUUGUCCUUAAUCAUACGGCGAAUGAGACGAUUUGGUUGGCGGAGGAAGCGGAUGCAACUUAUAACCUGGUAAACUCCGCCCAUCUCCGUCCCGCCUUCCUCCUGGAUAGAGCAUUCGCCAGACUAGGGUUAGAUAUAGGUGAUGGUGUCUGGGUAGAUGCUGGAGUACCUCAAGGUGUUGUUGAAACCUGCCACCAGCUAGAGAUCUGUCAACAGCUCAUCUUUGACAAAUAUCUACCUAGAGUACAGAUAGAACAGCUCUUUCAGGUUGAUGUUGGGAAGUUAGUGGAACAGUUUGCCAGUCUUGUAAAUGCAACUCCAGUGGACGAAUCAACAUCUUCUAUCACAGAUCACCUGAAGAUCAUUCAAGAUACCGAAUACAGGAGAUUUGGUUGCACUGUGGAUCUAGAACUUGCUCUCCGUCUUUUUAACCUUAACCGAUCUGAUGCUGGUUCCGAGGAUCAGAGAAGAGCUCUCUGUGUGAAUGGUUUUAGGGACACCUUGACCUGGUUAAACAAAGUCAAAGGAGAAGAGGUCCAGACCAUCCUCAGGGUAGGGGUGGAGAAUGCAUUCAAGGGAGCAAGGUAUGAACGUAUUGAUCCAGCUGGACCUAGGCAUAAAAAAUGCGAUGCAGCAAAUGAAUUUGUUACUCCAUACUUUACAUGCCCAAGUAAGGAAAGCUUAGAGUCUGAAAUGGAGCUGUUGUACAUGACAGAAGGUGGUCUGUGCAUGGCACAUAACGGAUGGGUGAUGGGAGAUGACCCCCUUAGAAACUUUGCUCUGCCUGGCUCCCAGGUUUACCUUAGGAGGGAGUUGGUGGCUUGGGGGGACUCUGUCAAACUCCGUUAUGGAGACAAACCUGAGGACUCUCCCUUCAUUUGGGAGUACAUGAAAAAGUAUACGGUACAGAUGGCAACUUUGUUUGAUGGAAUCCGUUUGGAUAAUUGCCAUUCUACUCCGCUUCAUGUGGCAAGCUAUAUGCUGGAUGCUGCAAGGAAGGUGAACAAGGACCUAUAUGUUGUUGCAGAACUGUUUACUGGAAGUGAGGAGAAAGACAAUAUAUUUGUUAACAAACUAGGAAUAACUAGUCUAAUUAGGGAAGGAUUAUCUGCCUGGAACAGCCAUGAGCUGGGUCGUUUAGUCUACAAAUACGGCGGGAAACCGGUUGGUGCAUUUUCCACCAGUCAUGGACCACAGCGUUUAACAGGGACAGUUGCCCAUGCUUUGUUCCUUGACUGGACCCAUGACAACCCAAGCCCAGUUGAGAAAAGGACAAUUGAGGACAUGCUACCAUCAGCUGGACUGGUCAGUAUGGCCUCAUGUGCAGUUGGUUCCAAUAGAGGCUAUGAUGAGCUAGUUCCUCAUCACAUUCAUGUUGUUGAAGAGUCCCGGAGCUAUUCCAACCUUUCCCGACUAGAUAUUGAGUCUGGGAUGCUGGUGGCUAGACGAGAGAUAACCAAGCUUCACAUUAGAUUGGCCGAGGAGGGUUACACUGAGGUGUAUGUUGACCAGCUCACUAAGGAUGUUGUAGCUGUAACUCGCCACUGUCCUAAAACCAGAAAGUCAGUCAUAAUGAUUGGUCACACUAGGUUUAAUCACAGCCCAGGGGAGACCAAUAAGGACAUUUGCCUUGAGGUUGAGGGAGAACUAGAUCAGGUUCUUCUGGAGGCUAAAAUGGUAAAGAUUGACGAUAACUUCAUUUUUGAGAAGCAUGACAUAUUUAUUAAUGGAUGUGCAAACUGGCGGGCUGAGGUGAAUAUUGGGAACUCAGAUAUGAUAAAGUUGACCCAGAAGGUUGAUGAGGGGAAGCUGAAGAUUGACCUAAGCUGCUUAAUCUCUGGCAGCUUUGUGGUGGUGGCUGUUAACCCAAUUCAGGAACAUAGAACUGCCCUGAGUGGCCUGGAGCAGCUGGACUAUGGGAAGCUGGAGACUCUGAUUGGUCAACUUGCUCUCAAUGAUAUUCAGUUUGCUCUAUAUCAGUGCAAUGAGGAAGGAAAGGAGUGUGGGUAUGGUGUGUAUGGUAUACCUGGAUACGGAGAUUUAACCUACUGUGGGCUAGCAGGUCUUAUUCCUCUUCUUCGAAAGGUGGCUGAAGAGAAUGAUCUUGGACACCCUCUGGCGGCCAACUUAAGGGCUGGAAACUGGUUGAUGGAGUACAUUUCAGGCAGACUGAAAUCCAGGACAGGGACAGCUGAGCUCGGAGACUGGUUAGAGGUCGGGUUUGGAUUUGUGUCCAAACUACCCCGCUAUCUUGUUCCACGAUACUUCCACUCAAUCAUUUCAAGAGUUUAUCGUUAUCUUGACGAUCAGUCCUUCUCACUGAUGUCUCCAUUUGUCAGCAAAGGUUCCGAUCUAGUGAAAUGUCUUGCACGCGGCACCCCUAUCCAUUUAUCAGCUGUGCGCAGUGCCCCGCUGCCUCUUCUGUCGGCGGAGCUUGUACCUCCGCCGCUGCUACCGCCGCCAACCUUAGCGGCGGGGCUUCCUCAUUUCUCCACCGGAUACAUGAGAUCCUGGGGCCGGGAUACUUUCAUAGCCCUUAGAGGACUUCUUCUCACCACAGGACAGUUCAUAGAAGCAAGGGAUAUCUUGUUAGGGUAUGCCUGCACCCUAAGGCACGGUCUGAUCCCGAACCUGUUGGACGGGGGCAGAAAUGCCAGGUUUAACUGCAGGGACGCUAUCUGGUGGUGGCUGAGUUAUCUGGACUAUAUAGAACUGAAGGAAGGUGGAGAGGAAAUACUUCAACUUCCGGUCAAUCGUCUUUUCCCAUCGGAUAUACAGGAUUGUCCAGUUGAAGAAAAAAUUCAACCUUUACAGGAUGUUAUCAAUGAAGCGCUUUGUAAACACUGGAACGGUCUUGAAUUCCGCGAAUGGAAUGCAGGACAGAAAAUAGACUCCCAGAUGCAGGAUGCCGGGUUCUCCAACCAUAUUGGAACUGAUCAUGUGACAGGGUUUAUCUUUGGAGGAAACACGAGUAAUUGUGGUACCUGGAUGGACAAAAUGGGAAGUUCGGCAGAGGCCGGAAAUAAGGGAGUGCCGAGUACUCCACGGGAUGGGAGUGCUGUGGAAAUCGUUGGGCUCUCCUAUUCUUGUUUAGACUCCUUGGCAAAACUCAGUGUCUAUCCGCACCAGAGCAUAAAGGGAACAGAUGGAGCUGUUACUCUGGAAGCCUGGGCCUCAAAGAUCAAACUUCAUUUUGAGGAUUACUUCUGGGUUGGAUCAAAGGGAGGAGCAAAGGUGGAACCAAACCCUCAUCUAGUGAACUGUACUGGAAUUUACAAGGAUAGCGUCAACAGUGGGCAUAAAUUUACAGACUAUCAGCUCAGGCCUAACUACGUGAUAGCUCUGGCAGUAUCCCCUGGUUUAGUUGACCCUGCACAUGCCUGGCAGUCACUCCAGGUUGUGGCCUCAAGACUGCUUGGUCCUCUUGGGCUAGCGACCUUAGAUCCUCAAGAUUGGGCUUACAGAGGAGAUUAUGAUAACGGAAACGGAAGUGGAGAUCCGCAUGUAGCACAGGGGGCAAACUAUCAUCAGGGUCCGGAGUGGGUGUGGCCGGUUGGAUUCUUCCUACGCGCAUAUAUCAAAAUUGCCGCAAAACUUGGUGAACAGCAGUUGGAUGUUGCUAAGCAGUAUGUUUACACUGUACUGUCCCGACACUACCAGCAUCUACUCUCCUCCUAUUGGCUGGGAUUACCAGAGCUGACCAACAGCCGUGGUCAACAUUGUCGGGAUUCAAAUCCUGUUCAGGCCUGGAGUCACUCUACCCUAUUGGAUACUCUAUAUGACAUUGAACACAAUUUGUUCUAGUAAAUAUUGAUAUUAUGCAGUGUGUCCCGCUUAUCAUGACAAUUUUUUUUUUAAAUUUAAUAUGCAACAUUUAUUUUAAAGAACCCGAAGAUUUUCUACAUGUUAAAAAUCUUUCUACAAGUUAAAAAUCCAUUUCGGAAAGCGGCGCUGCAAUAAAUUUUGUCAAUAAGACGAUCUUUAUAAUCGUCUCUAAAAGGGACUGUAAAGGAUAUAUGAAAGGGGGUAUAGGCUGAAACCUGAGAAUCUCUGGAGUAGAACGAUACCUAU
This is a messenger RNA of Eurytemora carolleeae, 4128 nucleotides long. Its product is annotated as glycogen debranching enzyme. Gene Ontology annotation, biological process: glycogen catabolic process; glycogen biosynthetic process. NCBI's taxonomy places the organism in Eukaryota, Metazoa, Arthropoda, Copepoda, Calanoida, Temoridae. The annotation marks the transcript as partial. Gene Ontology annotation, molecular function: amylo-alpha-1,6-glucosidase activity; 4-alpha-glucanotransferase activity. The record is from RefSeq and is a predicted model, not a curated record. The transcript has 30 exons.